GCCCUCCGUCUCCCCGGCUGCGGCGAGGCCGCGAGGGGCCGCGGAGUCCCCGCUUUGCGAGCGGCUCUUCCGGUUCCGCCCCUGCCGGGGCCGGGCGAAGGGCGGCGCUUCCGGCGGGGCGCUUCCGGCGGGCGGGAUGGCGGCGGAGGGCGCCUGCGGGCUGCCGGCGGGAGCGGCGUGCCGGCGCUGCGGGGCGGCGGGCGGCAAGUGGGUGCGGCUGAACGUGGGCGGCACCUGCUUCCUCACCACCCGGCAGACGCUCUGCAGGGACCCCAAGAGCUUCCUCUUCCGCCUCUGCCAGGCCGACCCGGACCUGGACUCCGACAAGGAUGAGACGGGUGCCUACUUGAUAGAUCGGGAUCCAACCUACUUUGGACCAGUGUUGAACUAUCUCCGACACGGGAAGCUGGUGAUCAACAAAGACCUUGCUGAGGAAGGCGUGCUCGAAGAAGCUGAAUUCUACAACAUCACAUCCUUAAUAAAACUUGUGAAGGACAAAAUAAGGGAGAGGGACAGCAAAGUCUUACAGUUGCCAGCCAAGCAUGUUUACAGGGUGCUACAGUGCCAAGAAGAGGAACUGACCCAGAUGGUCUCAACCAUGUCUGACGGCUGGAAAUUUGAGCAGCUUGUCAGCAUUGGCUCCUCCUAUAACUAUGGCAAUGAAGACCAGGCUGAAUUUCUAUGCGUUGUCUCCAAGGAGCUGCACAAUACUCCAUCUGGGACUGCAAGUGAGCCCAGCGAGAAGGCCAAGAGCGAAGACGAAGAGACGGAUUGGGAGAUGCAUGACUCAGAUUAAGUUUGAAUGCCAAUGAUCUUGCAGGAACGCGGUUCGAGGAUGUGACAUCCCAGUAUUGGAUGCUGAAGAACAGCCAAAUGAAGAGGCUUGGCCGGCGGGGGGAGUCCUUUCUUCAGACAAUUUUUGUGGAUCUGGAUUUUGAACCUUCCGUAUGUUUGGUGCAAAUGGAGCAGGCUGUGGGAGGAUGCCUGUCUUGCUGCAGAAAGGACCAGGUGGCUUUCAUGCCAGGCAGGGGUCUUUCAUGGUCUGAGUGAUGUUCAUCCCAUGGAAAGGUACACCCCGCCCCCCCCAAACCCCCCACCUCUUCUGCUGAGAGGAGUGCUCUGCCCAGUGCAGUAUCUGGAGGAAGCUUUGCUGAGUGCUUGGAAGCAAUUUGGGUUUUAAUCCUUGAAAGGCAGUGAAAGGGCAACAUACUUGGUUCUAUGCAUCAAUUGUGCAGGCAAGUUCUUGGGUGGCACCUGUUGACCGCUCUUGCAUGGUCCUUGGGGCGCUAAUACAAGCCUGCUGUCAGAAGUCAGUGGCACUAGCCCAGGCGAAAGGGCUGCCAGUGGGGAAAUGCGGAUCUCUUUCCCACCCCUGUUUACUUCAGUGCACAAAGGGAAGAGUCGGCCUGGGAAGAAAUCUGUGGCCUGUUUCCCUGGAACUGGCUUUCCUCUCUUCUGAUCAUAGAUGUUGAACUCCACUGAUAGCUACAUUUUAAGACUGACGGUCAAUUUAAAAAACAAUUCUCCAAUUUUAUCCACCUUGUUCCUCCUCCACGUAUAUGCUUCCACCCAAAGUUGUGUUCAAAAAUGGCUGCACGUGUUCACGCCCUGUGACAGAUCUGGAAGCAGGCCUGCAAUAGGAGUGUCUCGAGUGCUCCACCUUAAUGUUUGUGAAUGUUGGCCAAAUUGCCCUGAAGCAUAAUGGUGUAUGUCAUCCAAAAAAAAAAAAAAAAAGGAAUGCAUUCUUGCGUGUCUUGAUAUCCAAUGUUUACAGUCAUUUCUAUAAUCUCUUUAUCUAUGCAGAACUAUCUGGUGUUUUGGUAAAGAUUGUCCAAAGCACUUCUUGUGGUUUCAUUGAGGGAGGGUCAUGGCAAAUGUGAAGAGAAACAACUGGAGCUUUUUCAUGUGCUGUGUUUAGAUGGAACCAUUAGCAUGUCUUUGAUAUAGAUUUCAAGAAGUACGGAUUUCUUGCUGCUUUCACGGAGCACUAGCAGAGGACCCCACGUGUCUCUCAGGCCCGCUAGCACUCUGAGCAUACUUUAAACUGUUUCAUUAAAUAACUCCCUGAA
Eublepharis macularius is the source of this 2069-nucleotide messenger RNA. Its product is annotated as BTB/POZ domain-containing protein KCTD5. The coding region runs from base 137 to 796 and encodes 219 amino acids. The record is from RefSeq and is a predicted model, not a curated record. Gene Ontology annotation, molecular function: cullin family protein binding. Gene Ontology annotation, cellular component: Cul3-RING ubiquitin ligase complex; cytoplasm. NCBI's taxonomy places the organism in Eukaryota, Metazoa, Chordata, Lepidosauria, Squamata, Eublepharidae. Gene Ontology annotation, biological process: protein homooligomerization; proteasome-mediated ubiquitin-dependent protein catabolic process. The transcript is spliced from 7 exons.